AUCUUAAAAUACCAUGGCCACAGGAGAAUAAAAGCAGAAACAUAAAUAUAAAAGUGGAGCCAGCACUAUUAACUAAAAUACUUUCUCAUUUUAAUUGUUAAUGCAGAUUACUGGAUAACUCACUUUAACCAAUUUAAGAAUAAAAAAAUGAAAACAUUCUUAAUUUUAGAUUAAUUGUAAUUACAUGUUAUUGUGUCUUUUUUUACUAUUUUUAUAAAGCCCAGGCUAAACGCAAACAACCAAACACAACAUAGAGAAUCCAGGUCAAGACAAAAUGACAUUAUAGAUGACAUAAUGUGCCUAAUUGUUUCUGGUAUUAAUAGACAUCAGACCUGCAGAGAAUUCAGAGAUCACAGAAAUUGGGUCUGACUGAGCCUUGCUUAGAUGCCUGUGAUACCGCUCCUUGUACAAGUCAACAUACCAACCCUUUCUUUAUGAACACAUUGCCAACAUACCUAAGGCUUCUGAUGUUGCAACAAUUAUCAGUUCAUCUGUGGCUGAGCCCAACACAUCUAGAACAUGUGUAUUUUGCUCAGUUAAAGCAAUAUUAAAGAAUGGCUGCCUCUGAAUCAAAGUGGAUAAACAAAAAGAAGAUACUGCAUUUGUUUUCCUCUUUCUUCUCUUGUACUCAAGAUAAAAAUAAGCUGAAACAGGAAUCUCAUGAGAUGGGAAUUAUACUUUCUAGAAACAAUAAGGUAUCCAGAGAUGAGAACAAAUCUCUUAGAAAGGAAAACAAGUCUCUUUGGGGAGAAAACAAAGCCCUUCGAGGGGAAAACAAAGCCUUUCGAAUGGACAAUCAGUUAAUCCGAGACAGGAAUCACUUCCUGAGGGAGCAAAACCAAAUACUCUGGAACUUUGAAAGUUUGAUUUUAGAGAGCCAAAAUGCAUCUCGGGAAAAAAUCAGUGCCUUGAACAUAGAAAGGAGCUCUUACUGGCAACAGAAUCGGGCACUAGGUGCUCAGAUCAAGGCUCUCAGGGAACAGGAGAAAGCCUUUGAGAAUGAGGCAAAAGCUCUGGAAGAAGAGAUAAAAUCACUCCAUGAGGAGAUCGAGGCCCUGCAUCACCAGAAAAGAGCAAUCAAAAGGGAGGAACUGGUCCUGAUGAAGAAGGGUGCAGCGCUAGAGAUGGAAGAACAGGCUCUGUGGAAGGAGGAACAGGCCCUUCGCGAGGAGAACAAGGCUCUUAGAGAGGAACACAGCGCUCUGGAAGAGGAGGAAAAAGCCCUACAAGAGGAGGCAAAAAUCCUUGAGAAGUGGAAUAAGAUUCUUCUGGAGAAACACAAUGGAUAGACUUGCUAGAAGAAAGUGCACUGUGAUACAGCAGAGCAGACCUGCAACUGCAGUAUGUAAAUAGAAAACCUGGCAAUCAUUGAUAUUCCAAAAAACAAGGUCCUACAUGCUGAAGGUAAAAUACUUCAGAUGAAGUUAGCAUCAAAAUCCUGUAA
Molecule: messenger RNA, 1444 nt
Organism: Oryctolagus cuniculus (rabbit)
Lineage: Eukaryota; Metazoa; Chordata; Mammalia; Lagomorpha; Leporidae
Source: RefSeq, a predicted model, not a curated record